AUGGUGUCAGCUUCCCCCCAGGACGGCCGCAGACGCAAACACAGCGAGAUCAACCAUGAUUACAGAGAUCGAAUGAAGAGGCUCAAGACUAUCCUCGCGAUACUGCUGGCACCCGCAGGCCCAUAUGACCUCGACUUUCCGACCUUUGGUAGUGCCGGAAUCCAGGAAAUAAAAACUUUCAUCCAAGGGAUUGACGAGCACGCCGAAUGGGCGCUAUCGAAUGAGGAGCGUGGCCAGCUCGCAGUCGAUGCAGCUAUGGCAGCGGGUCCCGGUGGCCAGUCAUACGCCUUGAUGGCUCUCGCGUUCUUGAUCCCGGACCUGAUGGCGGUCCCGUCGACGGUGAUUCGAAUCACCGAGUUUCAGACCCUUCAGGACACCCUAGCAACUAAAUUCUCUCGUCCUAUUCAUUAUCGUGCUAGCGGUUCAGAUACCUCUCCCUUGGGCCAUCGAUUCGGGAUCAGCCCAUUCUGGUUGUAUCUCGAGGAACAUGCAACUAAAGAGAUCAACGUCUACGACUACUCCGUCAAAAAUAGCGCCGAUAGAACGCGACGGUGCACCGUCAAGCAAGCGAUGGCCCACUGGGAGGAGCGCCCCCGCAACGAACGGUCCGCAUUGAAUCUGCUGGAUAUCGAGAAUCGAUCGCAAACCCAGUACUAUCCACAAGCACUCCGCCCAUAUGACCUAGAGGGGAUCCUUUCUCGGAGGGACGCCGGGGCUAUCGGGAAAACCGACUCCCAAUGGAAAGGGAGCGACCAGCGUGAGUUUUUCCUGAUGAGCGAGAAAAACGCGGUAUCCUCCAUCCACGUGGAUACCGGUGCCCAGGUCACCUGGGUCCAGAUCCUCGCAGGACGGAAGAUCUGGUACUUUCCGCGCGACCUAACCGGGAGUACGAGGUGCCUGGCACACGGGGGCUCUCUGGAAUAUCAACUCUUCGAUGCUGGCUGGGCCAAGGUAGAGCUCCGCGCAGGCGAUCUUUUGAUCAUGCCGCCGAGUUGUCCACACGCUGUGUUCACGCCAGAGGACUGCCUUGCGGUUGGAGGCCAAGUCUACACCGCUGCUCACCUGAGCUCCUCUCUCGAUGGGCUCCGGAUGCAGGAGGCGUUCCCCGCCAUCAGCAAUGAAGACGUCAAGGCCGACACCUAUCACCUCCUCUCCUGCAUUUUCACCACCCUGGAAAAAAUCUCCAUGGAGAACCGCAUUAUUCGUGAAUCUCUGCGUCCAGCCGCGCUGGCCAUCUCGACCUCUGCAUACCUCGAAGCCCUCGACGUGAAUAUGGCCAACUCACAACCUGCACCCUCAACCGUGGGCACGGCCAAGUCCACCAAGUCGACCAAGCCUACGCACUCCACCGUCGAUACGGCCACCCUACAACCCGCGAAGCGUGCAAAGCCGGCGCGCUCCACUGCCGAUACGACGAACACGGAGCACGGGCUCUCCGAAUGGGAAUCCUCGCGAACCGCACAGCGUGUAGAGCAACGGGGGUCGGCACAGUCGUUGAUUGACCUGACGGCUCGUAAGACACUUGUGGAGAUUCUCACGGAGCGCGAGAAACGGUACCAUGUGGCAAUCGGACUCAUAGACGCGCCACAGGAGUAG
Molecule: messenger RNA, 1596 nt
Organism: Penicillium subrubescens
Lineage: Eukaryota; Fungi; Ascomycota; Eurotiomycetes; Eurotiales; Aspergillaceae
Exons: 2
Coding region: 1-1596 (531 amino acids)
Biological process (GO): regulation of transcription by RNA polymerase II; protein demethylation
Molecular function (GO): histone demethylase activity; transcription coregulator activity
Source: RefSeq, a predicted model, not a curated record